This is a messenger RNA of Gilbertella persicaria, 1534 nucleotides long. RefSeq lists its product as uncharacterized. Lineage: Eukaryota; Fungi; Mucoromycota; Mucoromycetes; Mucorales; Choanephoraceae. The record is from RefSeq and is a predicted model, not a curated record. Gene Ontology annotation, molecular function: oxidoreductase activity, acting on the CH-OH group of donors, NAD or NADP as acceptor; NAD binding. Bases 24 to 1346 code for a protein of 440 amino acids. The transcript is spliced from 4 exons.
UUAUUAUCUAUCACAUCUCUAACAUGGUCCAUGCAUCGGAAAACAUCACUCAACCCGAAGAGCCCAAGCGUACUCGUUCCGGCUCUUUCACUUUACCCAAAGCUAAAGUACUUCGUCCUUUCAACACAAGUGAAGUCAAAAUCUUGUUGUUGGAAAAUGUAAACGAAACAGCUGUCAAGGCAUUUACUAAACAAGGCUAUCAAGUUGAAACAUAUGCUAAAGCUUUGGCUGGUGAUGAGCUUAUUGAAAAAAUUCGUGACGUGCAUGUUAUUGGUAUUCGUUCCAAGACUAAGCUUACCAAGCAAGUACUUGACCAAGCCAAAAACUUAUUGGCCAUUGGUUGCUUCUGUAUUGGUACUAAUCAAGUUGACCUUCAAGCUGCUGCCAAACAAGGUAUUGCCGUCUUUAACUCACCUUUCAGUAACUCUCGCUCUGUUGCCGAACUUGUGAUUGGCGAAAUCAUUAUGCUUGCACGUCAACUCGGUGACCGUAACACUGAAAUGCACCAAGGUAUCUGGAAUAAGGUCUCCAAGAACUGCUUUGAGAUUCGUGGCAAAGUAUUAGGUAUCGUUGGCUAUGGUCAUAUUGGUGCCCAGUUGUCUGUCUUAGCUGAAGCCAUGGGUAUGACUGUUUACUUUUAUGAUGUGCUUCAAAUCAUGCCUCUUGGUCAGGCUAAGCCCGUUGAAAGCUUAGAUGAGCUUUUAGCUAUCUCAGACUAUGUUACCUUGCAUGUCCCUGAAACUGAAGACACAAAGAACAUGAUUGGCGAUCAUGAAAUUCAACAAAUGAAGAAAGGUGCUUACCUCUUGAACAAUGCCCGCGGUACUGUCGUUCAAAUUCCUGCUCUUAUUAAGGGUCUUCAGUCUGGUCAUCUUGCUGGUGCUGCUAUUGAUGUGUAUCCCAAAGAACCUGCUGCCAAUGGUCCCAACUUUGACUAUUAUCCCGAGUUAUUGACCGCAAAGAACUUGAUCAUGACUCCUCAUAUUGGUGGUUCUACAGAAGAAGCUCAAAGCAUGAUCGGUAUUGAAGUCUCCACUGCCUUGACCAAGUUUAUCAAUGAAGGCACUUCUAUUGGUGCUGUUAAUUUCCCUGAAAUUGAUUUGCGUGCUAUCCGUGAAGACGACAAGAACAUGGUUCGUGUUCUUUACAUUCAUCAAAAUAUUCCAGGUGUACUCAGGGAAAUCAAUGAGAUUUUUGCUGACCAUAAUGUGGAAAAGCAAUACUCUGACUCCAAGGGUGAUAUUGCUUAUGUAAUGGCCGACAUUGCUGAUGUGACUGAUGUCAAAAAACUCUACAGUGCUCUGAUUACCACUCGUGCCAAUAUUCAAACUCGUGUGCUUUACUAGUUUUUGUUUUCUUUUGCUUUCAUUUUCUGUAACAUAUCUUUCCCUCUUUGCAUUCAACAUACAUACCCUUUUUUGAUUUUACAAACCUUCAUUUCAUUUGUUCUUCUCAACGAGGAAUUGCUUCAAUAAAACACAGACAAUGGAUUGAUUGUCACACAAACAAAAACAAAUUUUUUAUCAACCACCAA